UACAAAGAAAAGAAGAACAGCAAAAGCCAAAAAUGGCAAGGUUCACCACCCUAUUCACUAUCGCUGCCAUGCUCCUCCUCCUCAGCUCUGAGCUGACUUCUGCAGUUCGCCCGGAGCCUGCUUUCACCAACACCGUUCUCAAAACUACCCGAUACCAAAAUGUAGGAGGAGAUCAGAACAUUAAUCUCGAGGAUGGCGAGGUUAGCUGUGAAGGAGUUAACGAGGAGGAGUGCAUGAUGAGAAGAACCCUGGUUGCUCAUGUCGAUUACAUAUAUACUCAGAAACACAAGCCUUGAGAAUUUGAAAUAAUCCAAUUAUUACCAGCUAGUUGUAUCUUCAAGAUGCUCGCUAGCUUCUUAGUGUUAUACAUGUUUCGUAUUUAUAUCUGACCAAAUUUAAGCCAGGCAAAAACAUAGAAAGAAAACUUUAUUGUCAAAAAUUACAUUUCCAUGGUGGUAGUUAAUAAU
Molecule: messenger RNA, 467 nt
Organism: Argentina anserina (silverweed cinquefoil)
Lineage: Eukaryota; Viridiplantae; Streptophyta; Magnoliopsida; Rosales; Rosaceae
Product: phytosulfokines 3-like
Exons: 2
Coding region: 33-296 (87 amino acids)
Biological process (GO): cell population proliferation
Cellular component (GO): extracellular region
Molecular function (GO): growth factor activity
Source: RefSeq, a predicted model, not a curated record